AACGCACAUUGGACAGACUGUGUCGCACGCUGGGGUUCAGUGGCAGGUCAAGGUGUGAUAAUGUGGUGACAGGAGAUUAAAUUAGACAGAAAAACGACGGGUUGAAGCUGAAGGGGGUUAGCGCCAAAUUAAAUGCGCUCCUCCCUGCAGGUCAUCUGUUCUCUACAAGGCGCCAGCUCAGAGGAACUAGCUAGCCCGGCCUGGAAACACACACACACACAGACACAGAGGUCGGAACAACAGCCUGAAAAGUUUACACAAUUAAUGUAUCUGUGAGUGAACUUCAAGCGCACAAUCUUGAGGUUUACUCUGAAACACACGUCUAACCCCUGAGUAUAAUGCCAGGAAAAAGGGAAGGAACAGAACCAAAGUCUGCAGCUGCCGAGGCGACCAAAGAAAAUACAGUAAGACCGAGGAAGAGGAAGGCAGAUGUUGCCAUUUAUUUACAAGAUCUGGAUGAGGAGGUAGCAGAGAUGACGAAGAAGAAGCAGCGGGACUGUGAGGUGGACUGGAGUCCUGAGGCCGGACACACGAGUCCACACAGGUGGAUCCCCACACCUGAUCAGGAAAAAGACCAGCCAGUCUCCCUGAUAAAUGCUGGAUUCCCUCACUACAACUUUAACAACAUAUUUAAGACCCCUGUGCACUGUGCCCCGCUUCCUGCGCUGUGCUGGGCCAGUAAAGACGUGGUGUGGAGCAACAUGUUGGAGAAGGACAAGACGUACACCAGAGACGUGCACAUGAUGGACAAACAUCCUCAUCUGCAACCAAAGAUGAGGGCCAUCCUUCUGGACUGGCUCAUGGAGGUGAGUGAGGUGUACAAACUUCACAGAGAGACGUACCACCUGGCUCAGGACUACUUCGACCGCUUCAUGGCCACGCAGACAAACGUCUUCAAAUCGACGCUGCAGCUCAUCGGCAUCACCUGCCUCUUCAUCGCUGCUAAAGUAGAGGAGAUGUAUCCACCUAAGAUCUACCAGUUUGCCUACGUCACAGACGAAGCCUGCAAUGAAGACGAGAUCGUCAGUAUGGAAGUCAUAAUUAUGAAGGAGCUGAAGUGGAGUCUCAGUCCUCAGACUCCCGUCUCCUGGCUCAAUGUUUACAUGCAGGUGGCCUACCUGAAAGAGAGCGACGAGCUGCUCAUCCCCCGGUACCCUCAGAAGACCUUCGUUCAGAUCGCAGAGUUGUUGGACCUAUGUAUGCUGGAUGUGCGCUGCCUUGAGUUCUCUAAUGGUGUACUCGCUGCAUCAGCCUUGUUUCACUUCUCCUCCCUGGAGCUGGUGGAGAACGUCUCAGCUCUGAAGAGGGUGGAGUUGGAGGAGUGCGUCAGGUGGAUGGUGCCGUUUGCCAAAGCUCUGCGUGAGGUCGGAGGGUCGACGAUGAAAACGUUCCCAGGAAUCCCCGCAGAUAACUUGCACAACAUCCAGAUCCACGCUUCCUACAUGACAUGGCUGGAAAAGGCCUACUCUUAUCGGGAUGAGGAGCUGGAGCGACACAAAAGCUGUCCUGUCCCGUCAGGAGUCCUGACUCCGCCCCUGAGCAGUGAGAAAAUGGAAGACUUGGUCAGAGUGGACGCUGCGGUGCUGAAAAUAAGGCCCAGGAUGCGCACGCCAUCCCCACAGCGGUUGGCUCCACAGUAGAGAAGCCGACUCGCUAGCGACAACAAGACAAGAAAUCGUAAUGAAAUGUUUGCGUCUCAGCUGAAAGUGGAGAAUGAACUCUCGUCUGCGGCGACGCCUCCACAGUGCUCGGGACACAACGCCUCGAUGGAAACUGUACUUUCUCCUUUUUUAAAGAUGUUCUGAUUACGAGGAUCCAGGUGCUUUUAAACGUCGCUGAGGUGGAAGCAGACAACGACUAUGGCUAACAUUUGAAGCUUCCACACAGUGAGGAAAUAUCUCUGCAGGAACGUCCCCUAUUUAACCUUCAUGGAUGAAACACGUCAGGAGCGGGUCGUUUUGGGAUCAGAUUUUUUGUUUUUGAAUGGCAUGGCGGUUCCAAACGCGUGCAUGAAUUAUCAACCACACCUUCAUUAAACUGGUUGCUUUUGUUUUGUUUUCUAUGCAGAGGCCAAAUAGUUCAGACGUGAGAGUCUCUACGUGUUUUUUUUUUUCUGUGUGUGUGAUGAAACAGGGAGGGUUGCUGAUUUAUCUUUUAGUGGCCUUGUUUGCCCAAAAACUAUUCCUAGGGUCGAAUGUGACUCUAUGUGCUGCUAUAAAGUGGGCUUUGUAUGAUGGCGGGGGGGACGUGUGUGUGUGUACGUGUGUGUGUGUGUUGUUGCUCGUUCUACUCUUACCAUUUUGUUGGAGAAAGCAUGGCUUUGUUUUGCUUAGGGACCAGUAGCUUGGCUACCUGAAUGGACGAGUGAACCAGCCAGGCUUCUGAAGCUAAAAUGUUGAUUGUAUUUAACUUUUUAUUUUUUAUCCCGACUGUUUUUUUUUUUUUCCCCACUGCCAAAAUGUAAGAAAUCUAUUGACUUUUUAAAAUAAAAUGCUGCUACAUAUUUUCAAUUAAA
Molecule: messenger RNA, 2515 nt
Organism: Labrus mixtus (cuckoo wrasse)
Lineage: Eukaryota; Metazoa; Chordata; Actinopteri; Labriformes; Labridae
Gene: ccne1
Product: cyclin E1
Exons: 12
Coding region: 339-1640 (433 amino acids)
Biological process (GO): regulation of cyclin-dependent protein serine/threonine kinase activity; G1/S transition of mitotic cell cycle
Cellular component (GO): cyclin E1-CDK2 complex; centrosome; cytoplasm
Molecular function (GO): cyclin-dependent protein serine/threonine kinase regulator activity
Source: RefSeq, a predicted model, not a curated record